Messenger RNA from Pteronotus mesoamericanus, 3047 nucleotides. RefSeq names its product ArfGAP with GTPase domain, ankyrin repeat and PH domain 1 (gene AGAP1). Gene Ontology annotation, biological process: activation of GTPase activity. Bases 460 to 3045 code for a protein of 861 amino acids. NCBI's taxonomy places the organism in Eukaryota, Metazoa, Chordata, Mammalia, Chiroptera, Mormoopidae. Gene Ontology annotation, molecular function: GTPase activator activity; GTP binding; GTPase activity. The record is from RefSeq and is a predicted model, not a curated record. The transcript has 19 exons.
CGGACCCACGCCGCGGCCCGGCGCCCGGAGCGGCGCGGCCACUGCCCGGGGGCCGGCCCUCGGCCCCGGCGCUCGGAGCGCGGCGGCUGCCUGGGCUUUAAUGGCUGCUCGGAGGGGCAGCGCCUAGGGGUGGAAGCGGCUGCGGCGCAGGAAGGCGCCCGAGCGAGCCUCCUCAGGGGCCGGCCGCGCCUGCCGCGGCGCGCUCCAUGGGGGCCCGCUGACCCGGGGCGCCGGGGCCCGCUCGCUCGCCGGCCGCGCGUCCCGGCCAUGAACUGAGUCCGCGGGCCGGCCCCGCGCCUGCUCCGCCCGCUCCUUUCUUCUCGCGCCUCCUCCGCCCGCCGCCGGCGGGCCCGGCUCCCCGGGGGCUGCGGCGCCCCGGGCUCAGCGGCCCGCGGGCCCCGGGGCGCGGGGCGGCGGCGGCGGCGGGGGGCGCGCGGCUCCGGGCGCGGCGCCUGCACCAUGAACUACCAGCAGCAGCUGGCCAACUCGGCUGCCAUCCGGGCCGAGAUCCAGCGCUUCGAGUCGGUCCAUCCCAACAUCUACUCCAUCUACGAGCUGCUGGAGCGCGUGGACGAGCCGGUGCUGCAGAAUCAGAUCCGGGAGCACGUCAUCGCCAUCGAAGAUGCCUUUGUGAACAGCCAGGAAUGGACGCUCAGUCGCUCCGUCCCGGAGCUCAAAGUGGGGAUCGUGGGCAAUUUGGCCAGCGGCAAGUCAGCGCUGGUGCACCGCUACCUGACCGGCACCUACGUCCAGGAGGAAUCUCCCGAAGAUAUGGACGCAGGUGGCAGAUUCAAGAAAGAGAUUGUGGUUGACGGACAGAGCUAUCUGCUGCUGAUUAGAGAUGAAGGGGGCCCCCCAGAGGCACAGUUUGCCAUGUGGGUGGAUGCUGUGAUAUUCGUCUUCAGCUUGGAGGAUGAGAUCAGUUUCCAGACUGUGUACCACUACUACAGCCGGAUGGCCAACUACCGGAACACGGGCGACAUCCCGCUGGUCCUCGUGGGCACCCAGGACGCCAUCAGCUCCACCAACCCGCGGGUCAUCGACGACGCCCGGGCGCGGAAGCUCUCCAGCGACCUCAAGCGUUGCACCUACUAUGAGACCUGCGCCACGUACGGCCUGAACGUGGAGCGGGUCUUCCAGGACGUUGCGCAGAAGAUCGUGGCCACGAGGAAGAAGCAGCAGCUCUCCAUAGGACCCUGCAAGUCGCUCCCCAACUCCCCAAGCCACUCGUCCGUCUGCUCCGCCCAGGUGUCCGCCGUGCACAUCAGCCAGACAAGCAACGGAGGCGGCAGUUUAAGCGACUACUCCUCCUCCGUCCCGUCGACGCCCAGCACCAGCCAGAAGGAGCUGCGCAUCGAUGCCCCCCCCACGGCCAGCACGCCGACGCCUGUCCGGAAGCAGUCCAAGCGCCGCUCCAACCUCUUCACCUCUCGGAAAGGGAGUGACCCAGACAGAGAGAAGAAGGGCCUGGAGAACCGCGCGGACAGCAUCGGGAGCGGCCGCGCCAUCCCAAUUAAACAGGGGAUGUUGCUGAAGCGAAGUGGCAAAUCGCUGAACAAAGAGUGGAAGAAGAAAUACGUCACCCUGUGUGACAACGGCGUGCUGACCUACCACCCCAGUUUGCAUGAUUACAUGCAGAACGUGCACGGCAAAGAGAUCGACCUCCUGAGAACCACUGUGAAAGUCCCCGGGAAGAGGCCGCCCCGAGCCACGUCGGCCUGCGCGCCUGCCUCCAGCCCCAAAGCCAACGGCCUGUCCAAGGGCAUGAGCAGCUUACACAUCUCGCCGAACUCCGGGACUGUCACUAGUGCAUCUGGGUCUCAGAUGGCCAGCGGCGUCAGCCUGGGCUCCUUCAACAGCCGACCGGACGGCAUGCAGCAGCGGUCCUACUCCGUCUCCAGUGCCGACCAGUGGAGCGAGGCUACGGUCAUUGCAAACUCGGCCAUCAGCAGUGACACAGGCCUGGGCGACUCCCUGUGCUCCAGCCCGAGCAUCUCCAGCACCACCAGCCCCAAGCUCGACCCACCCCCCUCCCCCCACGCCAACAGAAAGAAGCACCGGAGGAAGAAAAGCGCCAGCAACUUCAAAGCCGACGGCCUGUCGGGCACCGCCGAAGAGCAAGAAGAAAACUUUGAGUUUAUCAUCGUGUCCCUCACUGGCCAGACGUGGCACUUUGAAGCCACCACGUACGAAGAGAGAGAUGCGUGGGUCCAAGCCAUCGAGAGCCAGAUCCUAGCCAGCCUCCAGUCGUGUGAAAGCAGCAAGAACAAGUCCCGGCUGACAAGCCAGAGCGAGGCCAUGGCCCUGCAGUCGAUACGGAGCCUCCGCGGGAACUCGCACUGCGUGGACUGCGAGACCCAGAACCCCAACUGGGCCAGCUUGAACCUGGGUGCCCUCAUGUGCAUCGAGUGCUCGGGGAUCCACCGGAAUCUCGGCACCCACCUCUCCCGGGUCCGAUCGCUCGACCUGGACGACUGGCCCAUCGAGCUCAUCAAGGUGAUGCUGUCCAUUGGGAACGAGCUGGCCAACAGCGUCUGGGAGGAGAGCUGCCAGGGACGGACGAAGCCCUCGCUGGACUCCACCAGGGAAGAGAAGGAGCGGUGGAUCCGGGCCAAGUACGAGCAGAAGCUGUUCCUGGCCCCGCGGCCCUGCCCCGAGCUGCCCCUGGGCCAGCACCUGCUGCGGGCCACCGCCGACGAGGACCUGCGGGCGGUCAUCCUGCUCCUGGCGCACGGCUCCCGGGACGAGGUGAACGCGACCUGCGGGGAGGCGGACGGCCGCACGGCGCUGCACCUGGCCUGCCGGAAGGGGAACGUGGUCCUGGCGCAGCUCCUGGUCUGGUACGGGGUGGACGUGAUGGCCCGCGACGCCCACGGGAACACGGCACUGGCCUACGCCCGGCAGGCGCCCAGCCAGGAGUGCGUGGAGGUGCUGCUGCAGUACGGCUGCCCCGACGAGCGCUUCGUGCUCAUGGCCACCCCCAACCUGUCCCGCAAGAGCGGCGGCCGCAGCGGCGGCAGCGGGCGGGUGCCCACCGUCAUCUGAGG